AUGGGAAAGUCAAAAGCGGCAGCAAACGAUCAGGCAAAGAAGCCUGAUUUCGUGACGCCGGAGUACAUAGCACAAAUGCGAGCUUUGCGAGAAGCAAAGAAGGCAGCAAAGGCGCUUGAAAGGGCUGCGAAUCCUAUUGAAGACACCGACCUAGCUUUCGACACGAGUUUUGUUAAGCGGCCAUUACUGAAAGUUCCGUUCGGUAACGGCACUGCACCAGAAGGCUUGUCCUUCACCAUUAUGACGUAUAACGUCCUUGCGCAGACCCUGAUCAGAAGGAAAUUAUUCCCCACGAACGGUGAUGCUUUAAAAUGGCGUUUUCGAUCAAAGAUGCUGCAAGCCGAAAUUGAACAUUAUAUGCCCUCUGUUCUUUGUAUGCAAGAGGUCGAUAAGGACAAGUUCGUUACUUUCUACGAACCCUUGCUAAAGCGGUUGGGUUAUGAAACCGCUUUCCAUCACGGCUUGAAGAAGACCCACGGAUGUUGUAUUGCAUGGAAGGGCUUUGAUGUGGAAGAGCGUAAAGAGCUCAGUCUGGAUGAUACCUCGGACGGGAAGCCGAGACCUUUGAGAAAUACGGGAAAUAUUGGUUUAGGCUUGCGACUCCGAAGUCGUGCCCAGCCUGCACAAUUCUUCGUGAUUGCAACAACGCAUCUGUUCUGGCAUCCGGAAGGUAGCUAUGAGCGUGUCCGCCAGUCUUCCAUAUUGGUGGAAGAGAUGACAGGCCUCGCUGUGGACGCUUGUCCUGUUUUUAUUGCCGGUGACUUUAAUACUGAUGUAACGGAUCCAAACUAUCGUUGUCUCACAAGUUGCAGGCCUAUCAACCUUAACGAGGAAGAUCGGUGUGUCUUGAAGAGGAGUAUCGAGUACCCUUUUGCACCUCAGGAUGUGGACGAAGGGGGAGACGACGACGAUGCCGUUGAAGAUGAUGAUACUCCUGCUGAUGAUGAAGUUGGAGAAGGAGCUGGGCCAACCAAGUCUUCUUUCGAGGACAUGACGCUUCUUCCCUACAGUGACCUUGUAAAGCGUCAUGAAGAAAGAUGCCCCGAACGUCUGAUCAGUCUGUAUGCUACCAAGUAUACCAGUGUGCACGCUGAGAAUGCCCACCAGCAUGGUGAGCCUGCUUUCACGAACUGGGCCAGAGUUUACCGCGGAAAUCUCGAUUACGUGUUCGUUCUCGACAGAGGUGAUCCUUCGAAAACGAACGAUAUCACACGUGGCGUCAGCUGCGGAGGGCUGCUUCGAUUGCCGACGCCAGAUGAGAUGCCUACAGAGGGGCUUCCACGGGAAGGUCUAUACCCGUCCGAUCAUUUGGCCAUCAUGGCGCAGGUCACACUCACAAGUGAAUAGAAGGCACAGAGCAUAGACAGUCUAGAUAUUUCAGUAGUUAGAUAUGGACAAUGUGAAACGCUUGCGACGAAUCUGCGAAUAUCUGAUGGCAUCAGCAACCGCGCCGCAGCCAGGCAACCUCUCGGGAGCCGAACACGUCAUCUGCGAACCAUAUUACGGGUCGGGGAAGAACUUACUGCAGUCUCAUACAGACAGAC
Saitoella complicata NRRL Y-17804 is the source of this 1544-nucleotide messenger RNA. Its product is annotated as Endonuclease/exonuclease/phosphatase. Gene Ontology annotation, molecular function: poly(A)-specific ribonuclease activity. NCBI's taxonomy places the organism in Eukaryota, Fungi, Ascomycota, Saitoellomycetes, Saitoellales, Saitoellaceae. The transcript has 3 exons. Bases 1 to 1347 code for a protein of 448 amino acids. The record is from RefSeq and is a predicted model, not a curated record.